Caenorhabditis briggsae is the source of this 1728-nucleotide messenger RNA. The record is from RefSeq and is a predicted model, not a curated record. Gene Ontology annotation, molecular function: UDP-glycosyltransferase activity. The transcript is spliced from 9 exons. Bases 1 to 1728 code for a protein of 575 amino acids. NCBI's taxonomy places the organism in Eukaryota, Metazoa, Nematoda, Chromadorea, Rhabditida, Rhabditidae.
AUGCGAGUAGUCACCACCACUCUUUUAUUGGGAUUCUUUCUCCUAAUCUGGUUCCCAUUCGAGUCUGAAUCCCUGGAAUGCAUCAAUUCGACGUCUUACAUGGAUCGUGUUUUAGUGAAACCCAGAAGCUCAGAAUGCCGAUUGAAAACGGCUCUUUGUGUUAAGACAAUGCAGAUUAGUCAAAAUACAGAUGGUUCUCCAAAAGUAUUAUCCAUUCAUCGGGAGUGCUUUGAACUCGAACCUCCACAGGCAUACAGAGAAGGAAAGGGAUGUGUUGAUUCAUACGAUGAUGAUGAUCCUAUUUCGAGAAGACUCGGUGGGGCCACACCUGAUCACGUGCUUCUGUUCACAGGAUCUAUGCAACUUCUAAACCAAUUCUGCUUGCUUUUUCUUAUUCUCGGUUAUGGUACAAAAUGUCUUUCAUUGAAAAUUCUUGUAUACUCUCCACGAAUGAUACCAAGUCAUGUCUCAUUUGUGGCGAACAUUGCAAACCUGCUCAGUAAUAGAGGUCACAAAGUGGUAGUAAUAGAUAAUAUACUCCGAAACGACAUUUCCAAAAAAAAUGACUUGAAUGCAGUUGAGAAGGUUUUUGAAGUGGAAACCGCUGAAAAUGUUCCUGAAUUGUUGAAACAUCUGCAUAUUCCUAUGAAAUUUUGGAAGAUGAAAAAUGAACCAGAUGAACAAAAACAAGUUAUGGGAAAUCUUGGACAAGUGUUUUUAGAGCAAUGCAAACAUUUGAUGAUGAAAAAAGAAAUAUUCGAACAGCUUUCUGAAUAUGAAUUUGAUUUUGCAAUCCAUGAAGUUUUCGAUAUUUGUGGAAUCGGAAUUUUCGAAAAGUUAAAAAUCAGAAAAUCAGUGAUUCUCUCUUCGACAGGAAUGAGGGAUAUUGUCAAUGAGGCACUUGGAUUAUCUGGACCACUUCAGGAUUCUUCCAUCCUUUCUGAUUAUGGUGGUUCUAUUCCUGUUUUCGGGAUUCGAAGAAAUCUGCAAUUUCAUUCAGCAUGGAGAAACUUCUUCGAAGUUCAGAGCAAAGUUCUUGGACAUUCGUUGGGAUUCAAUAAAAGUUUUGAAAGUCUUCUCCGGUACAGUAAUCUCAUGUUUGUAAACACUCACGAGCUCGCUGACUGUCAAAGAUCAUGGAGUCGAAGAGUUCAUGAAAUCGGAGGAAUCUCAUUCAAAACUCCCAAGCUGUUAGAGGAAGAAUAUACAGAACAGUUCAAAAAGUAUGAAUCGAUAAUCCUCGUAUCUUUUGGAACAACUACACCUUCUUUUCUAAUGCCAAAUGACUACAAAACAAUUCUUCUCCAUGUAUUCAAGCGGUUUUCAAAGACACUGGUAAUUUGGAAGUACGAAAAAGACGACGAUUUCGAGAAGAAUAACUCUGGGAUGAAUAUUAUUUUCAAGAAAUACAUUCCCCAGAUAGAUUUAUUAGAAUCUGGACAUAUUUCUCUUUUCAUCACACACGGAGGUCAGAAUAGUCUCUUGGAAGCCUUUCAUUCGAACACUCGUACUCUUAUAAUCCCUUUAUUCGGAGACCAACAUCGGAACGCUCAAAUGGCGCUGGAAAAUGGGCUGAGUCAUGUGCUGAAAAAAAAAGAUCUGACGAACCAGGAACUAGUCGAAGAAACAAUAAAACAAUCAUUGCAAAGUGAGAAAAAUCUGGAUAUCGGUUUGCAGAGAAUUUCGAUGAAUUUACGGAAUGCCAAACAAAGAUCAGAAACAAUUUAA